Messenger RNA from Populus trichocarpa (black cottonwood), 1143 nucleotides. Its product is annotated as very-long-chain 3-oxoacyl-CoA reductase 1. Gene Ontology annotation, molecular function: ketoreductase activity. The record is from RefSeq and is a predicted model, not a curated record. Gene Ontology annotation, cellular component: endoplasmic reticulum. The coding region runs from base 3 to 1022 and encodes 339 amino acids. The transcript is spliced from 3 exons. NCBI's taxonomy places the organism in Eukaryota, Viridiplantae, Streptophyta, Magnoliopsida, Malpighiales, Salicaceae.
ACAUGCGUGCACUCAUAUACCUUGAACAAUUUCACCUACCACAUGUUAUAGAAAUGGAGUUACAAGCUGUUUUCCUGGUAGCAGUGAGUUGUCUGGGUUUUGUUUCUCUUUGCAAGCAUAUCUUCUGUUUUCUCAAGUGGAUAUGGGACAUGUUCUUGAGACCACCAAAGAAUUUGAAGGAGUAUGGCUCUUGGGCUAUAAUCACUGGCUCCACCGACGGGAUAGGCAAAGCCCUUGCUUUCGAGCUAGCAUCGAAGGGUCUUAACCUUGUUCUUGUUGGUCGAAACCCUUCAAAACUUGAAGCUACAUCAAAUGAAAUACGGGCAAGAUUUGGUGAUCAGCAAGUAGACAUAAAAAAUGUUGUGGCUGACUUUGCAACAUUGAGCGGACCGGAGAUAUCAAAGGCAAUGGAGGGAAGUAUUAAAGAGUUGGAUGUUGGUGUUCUGAUAAACAACGCUGGAGUUUCAUACCCUAAUGCUCGGUUCUUUCAUGAGGUUGACUGGAAGAUGACGGAGAGUCUUAUCAAGGUGAAUUCAGAGGCAGCAACUUGGGUCACUAGGGCAGUGCUUCCUGCUAUGUUAAAGAAGAAAAAAGGUGCAAUAGUCAAUAUGGGCUCUGGCUCCGUCGCCGUCCUUCCUUCAUUCCCAUUGUUCGCCAUUUAUGCCUCAACCAAAGCGUACCUUGGAAUGUUUUCAAGAUGCAUCAAUUUGGAGUAUAAGCAUCAUGGAAUUGACAUUCAAUGCCAGGUACCACUUUUUGUGGCAACGAAGAUGACGAAGUUCAAAAAAUCUCUUUUCUUGAUUGCAUCACCGGAAAUGUACGCCAAAGCAAGCAUAAGAUGCAUUGGCUAUGAGCAUCUGAGCAUGCCACUUUGCUCGCACUCUGUGCAAAGGUUUAUCGUAGACGCAUUGCCUAAUGCACUACUAGAUUGGUGCACUUACCAUUUUUUUCUUCGGCUUCGCCGGAAGAGAUUGGAGAAGGAAUCCUUGAGAGCUAAGGGUCGAGCAGCAGCACAAACUUAAUGAAUUAUACAUGGAUACUGCAAGGGGUUUUUGAAAUUAUAAAUGUCAGGUGUUCGGUAUAAUAUUGCUGUGCUAGACUCAUUUCGAAAUUAAAAAAUCCUCUUUCCAUGUUUAUUAGAAA